Anisakis simplex (herring worm) is the source of this 462-nucleotide messenger RNA. Lineage: Eukaryota; Metazoa; Nematoda; Chromadorea; Rhabditida; Anisakidae. The record is from the annotation of a GenBank genome assembly.
AUGGCAUUCAUGUAUUUGAGGCGUUAUUACAAGAUCCAGUCUUUGACAUUCACAAAUGCACAUGUAGUCUGCCUGGAGUUUGGAGGCGGAGUAUUAGCGAGCGCAGCAACGGCAUCCGUUGUGGAAUUUGGAGCGCAGCUAGCUGGGCGCUUAGCACCUUCACUGCAAGAGUAUCUUCUGCAGUCGCCUUCAAUGGAGUUCCUGGAUAGCUCAGUCGCACCCCGGACUGAUGCAGUUCAUGAGGCUGCAUCCCUAAAUGAUACCAGCGCGGAUAUGGGAGCACAACCUGAGCUUAUUCCUGUGCUCAAUAUGUUUCCGUUAUUCAACUGGAGCACGCGACACAUCAUGCUCUACUCUCUCGUAAGUGUCUCUUUUUUCGUUGUCGUUAUGUGUAACGACCUUCAUCANUCGAUUACAAGUAAUGGUAAAUGGAGAGUGUUUCUUUCCCUUGUGUUAUCGUAA